UGCGGAAGUACGGAGUCCUGCGAAGGUGCGCGAAUUUGAUGAGCAAGCCUGGACUGUACCUCCUGAAGAAGUGCAGCAAGCUGCGCCGGUGCUGGGAUCGCAUAAAGAGGUGCUUCCGCCAGAGCAAGUCGAAGGUGACGCCUACCAAGUUCUCCAAGGAGCCUGCGACGCCGACAGAGGCGGGCAGCAUGAAGGAUGCCCGCCAGGGCGACGGCUGGCCGGACCUCCUGGAGGGCGAGCAGGAGCCGGGCGAGCCGCGCGAGCCCGCGCCCGAGCCGACGGAGCCCACGGAGCCUGGGUGGGAGGAGCUCUUGGUGCGGCUGCAGGACUUCUUCCGGCUGCAGCCGAGCAAGGCGGACAUCCCCAGAGGUGUAGCAGAGAUCUUGGAGCAGUGGAGCCAGGAGACCAGCGGAGCGACCAUCGCAACAGCGGUGCUGACGGAGGUGCUGUCACAUCCCGCCGUGCUGAGCGGCCAGGACACGGACAUCGAGAAGCUGAAACCAGUCGUCAAUAACGCAUGGCAGAAGAACCUGCGUGAGCUUCCACAAGAGAAGCGCAGCAUGCUGGAGUGGGCCAGCGACGACCUCAUCGAAGACAUCAGGCUCCAGAUCCAACUGGACCAUCCGGGCGACGACGUGCUGCGGGAGCUGGCACGGGUCAGUGAGGACUGGCGUAGGCGCUGGAAGAAGGAGGACUUGGAGGUUCUACGGGUCAUCGAACUGGCGGCCAUUGGGGCUGUUCUACAGCAGAUCCACCUGGUGACCGAGCCUGGGGAUCGCUUGGCCGUUCCUCAGGACACCUGGCUGGAGAAGACACUCUCCGGCCUCUCGCAGCCGGAGGAUUCUUCGCCGGCCAAGCGAGAGGAGUCCUCCCCGGGCAAGCGAGAGGAGUCACCGGCGAAGGUGCCAACAGAUCUGCGGGCGCAUUUGGAGGAGCUCUCCAUAAGUAGCAAGCAAAAGACCUUGGAGAUGAAGCUGAAGAGCGCGGGGGACGAGCUCUUGUUGGACUUGGCCAAGAGCUUCGAACUGCGCAGCGCGCGUGCGCCUUCGCACGUUGGUGGCGAUUUGGCUGAGGAGCUCUGGCCACAGAUUUCGGAGUGGCAACUCCGCCACUCCGCCGGUUCCGCCGGUUCCAGCGCCUCCCUGCGGACCAUGGCGCGACUGGCGAGGAGUGUCAUCUCCUCAGGCGACAAAGACUUCGCGAGCUUGCGUCCCCAAAUCGAAGAGGCGUGGCGCCGUGCCGAGGCCGGGAUGUCAUGCGAGGCCUUUGGGGAGGUGCUCUCUGCGGGUGAGGAGCUGGUGGCGGGGUUAGAGCAGCUCUUCAAUGACACGCGCAGGCUGGGAGAGGUGAGCUCCACAGAGAUCUCGGAGUUCACGGAGGAGUGGAAGAUCAGGCAGCUGGCUGCCUUGAACACUUUCAUGGAGUCGGACGUGGGCCGCCUCAUCGAAGGCACUGGCGAUUUCGUCAAGGCCACCGUGUCUGCGGCGCCGACUCCAGACUUCCAACACGUCCGCGCCAAGAUCCAGGUGCUGCAGGGCACGGAGCUGUUGCUCCAGGAGCUCCAGGGCGCCGAGCUCUCCGAGGCUCCGAGGAUCUGCGAGUCUUGGCAGCGGCAGCUCGCAAGCGCGGACGUGGAGCUGGAGCACUGGGUGCAGAGCCGGGUGGAGGCGACCCAAAACGUUCUGCAGCAAGAGGUACAGACAGUGGCCGGCAUGCUCGGACAAGUGGAUUUUGAGAAGCUGCGAGUGCAGAUCCAGGAGCUGUGGCUUGUACAACCGCCGGCAGCGCCGCUGGCGCCUGACGUCCCCGAGGUAGCGCCGGAAGCGGCCGAGCCUGAUGCGGCGGAAGCGGCAGAAGUGGACGAGUUGCGGCCGCUCUUCCAACCAAGGGACGCAGCCUUUGGGCAGGUGCGGCAGGACUUCUUCGCGCGACUGGAAGCCAUCAGCACGAAUGUGGAGAUGGAGGAGUUGCUGAGCUCGCUCCAGCAGCAGUCCGCGCAGUGUCAGGAUGCUGGCCGCGCUCUGGGCCGCGCUCUCGCGUCCAUGGCCGCAGAUGUGGCGCCUAUCUCUCUGGAGGAGCAUUGGCAGAAGCAGGCAUACAAGGUGGCCAAAGACGGCGCGGCCUUGAUAAAGGACCUGGAGACUCUAUUCAGCGACAGCUUCGCCAGGCCUGGGGAGAACCUGUGGCCGGACAUCCACACGGAGUGCGAGAAUUUCCUGCAGAAGAUGCUGGCGAUGCGGAACCUUGCAGCAGAGUCUGGCAUGGCAGCUCUCUAUGAAGGCUUCAUCCAGACUGUAACGGCGUCGGUGGCGCACGUCGCCCAAGACUCAGGCCGCGUGGUCGCGGGCGGCAACCUGCCGCCCGAGUUGCGCGCACAGAUCCAGGAAGUCUGGGAGCAGCACGUGGGCGCCCGCUCUCAUGGCGACGGCCGCAGCGAGCGCUCGGGGUCGGAGACGCGGUCCUCGCGGGCGGUCAGCCAGGAGGCGCGGCUCGAGCGCCCCGUCCAGCCUUCAAAGGUCUUGCGGGACGGGGAGGAGCUCCUCAAAGAGCUUGAGAGCAUUUUCAACGGGAGUUGGGCCAGGCCGUGGGAUGACUUGGGCCCGGACAUCGAGGCGCAGAUCACCGGCUGGCAGCAGAAGCAGCCCGAGGCUCAUCCGGCAGCCAAGAUGUACCAAGACUUCGCCAUCCUGGUGCAAUCCACCGUGGCGCGGUCUGUGGAUGGCGCUAGCCACCUGCGGGGGGACUUCCAGACGCUGAAAGCGCAGAUUCAGGAAUCCUGGAUCAGCAGCACGCAACAGGUCAGGCGCUCUGCUGACAUUUCGGCCCAGGUGUCGGAAGACGGGGAGGAGCUUCUGAGGCGGCUGGAGGUGCUGUUCACCGAGAACUCGACCAGGCAGGCAGACCUGACUGCCGAGAUCUCGGAGCAGAUCGGAAGCUGGAGACAACUUCAGCUGGAUGCCCAUCAGCUGGAGACGUCCUCCACUGGAGCGCAGAUGUACCAAGGUUUUGCCGCCCUGGUCCAGUCCACCAUCCAGCGCCUGGCCGGCGACGCCUCCGGCGCCGUGGCCGGUGACGCGGUGGACUUCCCGAAGCUGCGCGCGCAGAUCCAGGAACAGUGGCAGAAGCGUACCCGAGCGCCCAGCAACGGUCAGGAGCGCCGACCCAAGACAGAGCGCCACGGCAAGCAGCAGGCGGUGAAGGCGGGCGAGGAGCUUCUGGAUGUGCUGGAGGAGAAGGGUGCGGAUGGAUUGCGGAUCCGCUUGGAGUUGGAGAAGUGGCGAAGCCUGCAGCUGCAGUCGAAGCGCUUGACGGAGGACUCGGAGAUGGGCGUUUGGCUUCAGUCCAUGGUGACCUCUGCACAGCAAGUUGUUGCGAACGACGGAGCUCAGAACUGGACGAGCCUCAAGCCGCAGAUCCUGGAGCAGUGGAAGCGGCAGCUCCACGUGGGACACGUGCACUUCGAGGAGAGCUCCAAGGCGCCUCGAGGCCGCAGUCGCCCACGGCAGAAAGUGGAGUCGGAGGUGGAGUCAGCCUGGGAGCAGCUGCAAGCGCAGCUCCAGUCGCUCUUGCAGAGCGAUUUAGAGCCCCAGCUGCGGCAGCAGCGAGUGGAGGCCUUGGUGCAAUCUUGGCAGACCAGGCAGUUGACGGAGAAUGUGGACGCCAUCACCGCUUCCUUGAUCCAAAGCCUCGGAGCGGCUUCCUCGGACGCUGCGGCCCUGCAGCUGUGCCUGGAGGAGGCAUGCCAGAUGCGAACCUCUUUACCCGGGUGGUGUUUGAAUCAGUCAGCGGUUGGUAGGGCUGGAAUGCAGCUCUUGGCCGAGUUGAAGAAAGGAGAAGGCGACCUCUCCAUCUUGGACAGCUGGCAGGCGCGGCACCCAGUGCAGCUGCACUUCCUGGCGGAGCUGGCGAGGGACGUGGUGACCAUUCGCCAGGUCACGCCAAGCAGCGACCUCCCCGACUUGGCGCAGAGCAUCCAGGACGCCUGGCAGAGCGAGCUGGAGCGGCGGCAGCACGCCAAGGCGAACAGAAGAGGCGCCAGGCACGGCCAGUCCAGAGACUCGCACAGAAGCCGGGCAGAGACGACGAGGUCGCGAGUUGAAGAGCGAGGAGCGACCGAGCCGGAGCGGCACCGUUCUGGCGCUCGGUCCAGUGAGCGGAAAGGGAAGCCACCGAAGCAGCCGAAGUCGCCCAAGGAUGCCCUGGACGUGCUCGAAGCAGGCGGCCAGCCGGAGGUUGAUGUGCUGCAGCCGAGUCGCAGUUUCGAGCAUGGAGGCCUUCGUCCUGAGCGCGCGCGCUCCAGCUCCCUGCACUCGCCCGGUCCUCCGGACUUCGACUUGGCGAGCCGCAGUCGAGGUUCUUCCAGCAACCUGGAUAGCCGGCGAUCCUCGCCCUCCCCUGAUUUGCGCUGUGGGAAGUACCAGAAGCGUCGGGCUCUGGGCCUUGUGGGCGCCAUGCAGGUCAAGGAAGAGCGCGGCUGACGGGCCCGGUUUUCCAAGCGACGGAGCUGCUGCAGAGCUGGCAGCCGUCCGAAGAACCAGCCGUG
Messenger RNA from Effrenium voratum, 4543 nucleotides. Lineage: Eukaryota; Dinophyceae; Suessiales; Symbiodiniaceae. The record is from the annotation of a GenBank genome assembly.